Messenger RNA from Drosophila guanche, 971 nucleotides. Its product is annotated as thrombin-like enzyme elegaxobin-2. Lineage: Eukaryota; Metazoa; Arthropoda; Insecta; Diptera; Drosophilidae. The record is from RefSeq and is a predicted model, not a curated record. Bases 27 to 971 code for a protein of 314 amino acids. Gene Ontology annotation, biological process: proteolysis. The transcript is spliced from 3 exons. Gene Ontology annotation, molecular function: serine-type endopeptidase activity.
UGUGUCUAACACACAUUUACUCGUAAAUGGAAAUUCGUAAUCUAUCCAGUUUUAUGCUCUUUCUGUUGCUGUUUCUGCUGCUUGCAUUCAUCUGCUUCACCUCGUCCUCCAAUGCUGCUCACAAUCCGCUGAGCGAGCUUCCACGCAGACGGAUCAAACGGAUAUCGACACCGUUCUUCCAGGCAACAAAGACCUUGGAAUUGGCAAAGUAUGUGGUGUCACUGCGAUCGCGCACACCGCGCAAGUACUUUGGCGACAAUCACUACUGCGGCGGCGUCAUUUUAUCGCGCACGUUCAUUAUGACUGCCGCACACUGCACCAUGGACAGUCGCAAGAUCCAGCAUCGGCCACGCGUGUUGCUCGUCGUCGCGGGCACACCCAAUCGCUUGAAGUUUUAUCGUGGCCGGACUGUGAAUGUGCCCGUGAAGGAUAUCUAUGUGCCCAAAAAUUUCACCAUGUUCAAUACGAACAACAUUGCACUGCUAAGGCUGGCGAUGGAGUUGCCGGAUAAUCCGUAUAUUGCCAUUGCCAGUUUGCCCACCCAUGAGCCAGUAUAUAACAUCAACUACACACUCCUGGGCUGGGGCCGAGUGUACAAGGGUGGUCCACUGGCGUCUAGCAUUCUCCAUGUGGAAAUCAAGCUGUUGGACUACCAGACCUGCGACGAUAUGCUGCACACCUUCAAGCCCGAAAUGAUGUGUGCCGGCAAUCUGGAAAAUGAUCUGGAUGAGAAUCCCUGUGCCGGCGACACGGGCAGUCCCCUGCUACUAAAUGGCACUGUCUAUGGCAUUGUCAGCUACCGCAUUGGCUGCGGCUCCAGAUCUCUACCCUCCGUCUAUACGAAUGUCUUUGCGCACUUGAAAUGGAUCGACGACACCAUGAAGUCUGUCAGCACUCGGCUGAGCAGUUCCUUCAACAUACUAGCCGCUAAUUUUGCUCUGCUGAUGAGUGCCACAAGAAUAAAUGAAUGA